UUGAGAUCAGGCACAUGCUCAUUUCAUAUAGUGAUGUUAUCUUAUUGUUCAUUGUGUACUUGUUUUCCAGAAUGUCAGGCAUGAUGUCUGGUGCUUAUGGUUCUGUGGGAGCAGCCGGAGCAAGUGGAGGACCUGGUUCUAAUGAUCUGUCCGGUCUAAUCCAGGCGGGGCAACAGUUUGCUCAGCAAAUGCAACAGCAAAACCCUGAACUGAUUGAGCAGCUGAGAAGCCAAAUCAGGAGUAGGACACCUAGUGCCAGCAAUGAGGAGCAACCUUGACAUGGUUGGAAGGAUGUUCAGUUGUCGCAAGAUCUUCAGGAAGAAGCAGCAAACGAUGAAACAAAAUGAAAGGACAUGCAUGUCGGGGGCCCCACCACCCAUUGUCUUCAAAUGACUUAUCUUUUUUAUAUAUGUAUACAACUUCUCCACCUCUGACAGUUCGGACAGUCUAGACUUGUGGAUCAGUUUGCAUAUCACUUGGCGUCAUUCUUUUGGCGCACUCUCUAAAACCCCCCCUUUUUUUUAAGUACUUAAUAUUAAUGUGACUCAUGGCCAUAUGCUGUGAAUUCAUUUGUGAAUACAGAAGAGGAUCAAAUGUUUCUCAUGCUGCCACUGCUCACAGCUGUACAUCCUCCCCAAGACAAGUGUUGUUUUGUACAGAAAGUAAAUAAUGGUGUUUUAUUUGCUCCUCCUAUUGUUUGUUUAUUUGGAACACUUGUGUUCAGCCAAUUAUGCCAUGUAUACUGGGUUCCAGGCCUCCUUGUCAAGUCCUUCUCCAUCAAGAUACUUGUGGCCUAUUUAUGCCAAAUGGUUACUUUUGUAUUACAGUACCUGCUUGCAAAGGAUUAUUUGGCAUCUUAAACAACUAGUUGGUAAUCUUCCUAUAGAUUGCAAGGACCCACUCUGUAAAAGAUGUACUAUUUUGUUGUCUUUACUCAUAAAAAGUGGUAAUCAGUCUUUUAGAUGCAUGAGUGGAGCUUCACUGUCCCCUUGUGAUGAAAAGGUUGGGUAGACUCAACAAAUACUUUUUAUAGGUGCUUCAAUAGGCUAAAGAUUGAUAGCUUACAGUAAAUCUGAAUGAAUGGUUCACUUGACCAAGAAAAUUAUUUAAAUUGUAGUGAAUGAACUUUAAGGGCCCUCAAAUUGGCUUUAUUUUUUGGAAAGUCAACGUGAAUAGGAUUGAAGAGAAAGUUGUAAUUAUCUGUAAUGUGGAAAUUUAUUUUUUUUUUAUUGGUGGGAAAAAAAUGGAGACCGUAAUGCUAAAAGUGACCUUUAGGCACAGUCAACGCGAUGUAGGCGAGAAUGACAGUAUUAAAAUUGACUGCACAGUAGCUAAUUUUCUAAAAUAAUAUUUGCCGCGUUUCGUUUCGAUGUGGGACGUAGGCGAUUUAAAUAGCUUCAGCUGGGCAUCUUUAAUAAGGCCUAUAUUUGUUCAUACCUGCGUAAGGUCUGUGGGUUUCCGUAUCAUGUAUGUGUUUCGUGUUAAUGUAAUAGUGUCGGAACUCUUCUUAAGCGAGACAGAGAGAGAGAGAGGUGCUAUUUCCGUAACGUACUCCUGUUUGAUAAACAAGUGUCACACCAAUAGACGAACGCGUUGGAAGAAUUUUCUCCAAUCAGCGAAGACGGUAGGCGGAAAAACUGGUCUUUAGGAGGCGGAAGUAAUUGUAACAAUCGGAUCGCAGCCAAAGUACAAAGUGUGGAGUCCUUAAGUCAAAGAGGUCACAGUUUGUGUUACACUGACCUCCAUGCCUGGAAGUGUGCCAUUACAACUUCCUCCUCCUCCUCCUUUCACCCCCUUGUGACAACAUAUCUGACUCAGGAUGGACAUCGUGAUAGCAAAGGUGCUCUGCCUGCUUGGCGUGUUUGUCUUCAUGAUGGCAGGAUCACUUGUUCCUGUGUGGAUCAUUCAGGCAGAUUAUGAGAAGGCCUACCGAUCAAGAAAGAUUCUGUCUCUUUGCAACUCUUUUGGGGGUGGUGUCUUCCUAGCCACAUGCUUUAAUGCACUGCUUCCUGCAGUGCAAGAAAAGGUAGCUGAUGUCUUGCAACGGGUCAACAUUAAGACAGAUUACCCUCUGGCAGAGACGAUGAUGCUGGUCGGCUUCUUCUUGACGGUGUUUGUUGAGCAGGCAGUGCUCACCUUUCGCAAAGAGACACCCCCCUUCAUUGACUUGGAAACCUUCAAUGCUGGUGGUUCAGAGGCAGGUAGUGACUCGGAGUAUGAAAGCCCAUUCAUCAGUGCCUCCCAAGGGGGCAGCCGCCACCACCACCAUCAUCACAGUAACCACCUGCGACCAUCAGAACUAGCCCGUGCUGGUCCUUUACGCCUUGCCAGCUUAGUCUUUGCACUGUCAGCCCACUCAGUUUUUGAAGGAUUGGCACUGGGGCUGCAAGACAAAGGGGCAAAAGUCACAAGCCUUUUCCUUGGAGUGGCAAUCCAUGAGACGCUUGCAGCAGUGGCUCUGGGAGUCAGCAUGGCCAAGGCAUCACUGUCCAUUAAGGAUGCAGCCAGAAUUGCCACAAUAGUGAGCUUAAUGAUUCCUCUGGGAAUUGGGGUGGGGAUGGGUAUUGAGAGUGCCCAGAAUCUUGCAGGCAGUAUCACUUCGGUGGUUCUUCAAGGUGUGGCAGCUGGCACUUUCUUGUUUGUGACCUUCUUUGAGAUUUUGGCCCGUGAACUGGAAGAAAAGCAAGACCGGCUCCUUAAAGUUCUGUUCCUCAUUCUGGGAUACACAGUGCUGGCCAGCUUGAUCUUUAUCAGGUGGUAAGGAUUUGCUGGUCAACAUGAUGUCCUUUCUUUUAGACUGUUGGAAAUAGGGAAGAGUGUGGACGCUUUUGAGUCGUGUCACAACAGAUGGACCUUUUUCUGCAUUAUACUCCUCUCAUGCUAAAGCUCUACUGCAUUCUUAAUCAGUGGUACACUGUUGAAAUAGUCAGUUUGAGUGUUGAAGUGUGUGUGCCUGACAGUAAGAGUGAAUGUGUUUGCAUAUGCAUGAUCACACUCUUUGCUAAGAGUAAGCAAGUAUUUGUCUUCAUAUAUGUGAGGCUGCUGUUUGUGAAUGGGUAUCUUUUUAAGGGUCUGUGUGAUAAGACCAUAACUUAUCUAUUGGUGUGUAUGUGUAAACAAGUCCCUUUGGUUAGUGUGACGCCAUUUGACUAUGCUCCUCAAACCCAAGUGUCUAUAAAGACUGCAGGGUUAUUAAAAUCAAAAGUGGGAAGUUAAACACAUUAUCAGUUUAUUCUCUCUGGACCUUAAAUAAAAGGGUCUGGUGGUGUCCUAAUUGUUAUGGGGGCAUCUGAUAAACUUUGGCCUAUGAAUUCCACUAAAUUCCCAGCUCCCUUUAUUUCUGACUGGCAUUCUUUUUAGGCUACUCCAUUUUUGUGGUUAGAAACUGUUGUCUUUUGGUUUAUAAUUCCAUCUCAUAUCUUCUUGGAAGAGAGCAGUAGUUUAUACUACAUAUUAGUUCAACACUUAACUUUAUGUGCCGACACCCAUGUGUAGCAUCAACCAGUGCUGUUAACAUGUGUCCAUAUAAUCUGAGUCUACAGUAUAUAAAGCUGUUAGUAAGGAAGAAGAAAUGUAUUACUGUUCUCAAUACAACUUAUAUUUAAAGCUG
Molecule: messenger RNA, 3610 nt
Organism: Polypterus senegalus (gray bichir)
Lineage: Eukaryota; Metazoa; Chordata; Cladistia; Polypteriformes; Polypteridae
Product: zinc transporter ZIP3-like
Exons: 5
Coding region: 1820-2761 (313 amino acids)
Biological process (GO): zinc ion transmembrane transport
Cellular component (GO): plasma membrane
Molecular function (GO): zinc ion transmembrane transporter activity
Source: RefSeq, a predicted model, not a curated record